Molecule: messenger RNA, 968 nt
Organism: Chinchilla lanigera (long-tailed chinchilla)
Lineage: Eukaryota; Metazoa; Chordata; Mammalia; Rodentia; Chinchillidae
Gene: Pin1
Product: peptidylprolyl cis/trans isomerase, NIMA-interacting 1
Exons: 4
Coding region: 90-629 (179 amino acids)
Cellular component (GO): cytosol; nucleus
Molecular function (GO): peptidyl-prolyl cis-trans isomerase activity; protein binding
Source: RefSeq, a predicted model, not a curated record
GGUUGGGGAUGUAGCUCAGUUUAGAGACUUUGAGUUCAAUGCCCAGUACCUCAAAAAGACAAGAUUUCUAAAAGCAUGUCCUACUCCCGAUGUGUGCCAGGCUGGAUGCCAAGCGUUCCACAGAUGUGUGGACUCAUCCUCUCAACGGCCCUCCAGGCGGCUAUUGUUAUCUCCAUUUUACAGGCCGCGUGUACUAUUUCAACCACAUCACCAACGCCAGCCAGUGGGAGCGGCCCAGCGGCACCAGUGGGAGUGGCAGUGGCGGCGGCAGCAAAAACGGGCAGGGGGAGCCUGCCAGGGUCCGCUGUUCGCACCUGCUGGUCAAGCACAGCCAGUCCAGGCGGCCCUCAUCCUGGCGGCAGGAGAAGAUCACCCGGACCAAGGAGGAGGCCCUGGAACUGAUCAACGGCUACAUCCAGAAGAUCAAGUCGGGAGAGGAGAACUUUGAGUCUCUGGCCUCACAGUUCAGCGACUGCAGCUCGGCCAAGGCCCGGGGAGACCUGGGUGCCUUCAGCAGAGGUCAGAUGCAGAAGCCAUUCGAAGACGCCUCGUUCGCGCUGCGGACGGGGGAGAUGAGCGGGCCGGUGUUCACGGACUCGGGCAUCCACAUCAUCUUGCGCACGGAGUGAGGCCGCGCCGUCCCCGCGGCCGCCGCAGUAUUUAUUGUCCCCGAGCGGCCGGGGAGGGGCCGGCGGAGCCGGGAACUCGUGCUCUCUGCGCCCCGUCCUCCGCAGUCGGGGCUGCCCCGCCAGACAGCUUGACCUUAGAGGAGGCGCGGGUGGGGAGACCCCCGGACCCAGGGGACUGAGCGCGGCCGGCGCCCCCGGCCCAGAGGCGGGCACCAGGGCCCGUCCAGUUGCAAAUGCCCACGGUUGCGCAGUGCCCGGGCCGCGGGCCGAGGGCCCGGGGGCGACAGCCGGGCAGCAGCACCCUUUGCCUCCCCCAUUAAAGCCGGAACCACUCUGCUA